AAGUAGUAACUAUAUUAAACCAACCUAAUACUUUACUUUCUCAAAUUUUUUCUUUUCUUUUAUUAUCAUUUUUUGGGGCAGAAAAAAAAAGAAAAGAAAAAGAAAAUUUUCCUCAGGUUCUCAGGGGGUUUUGACAAAUGGGUCACUGUACCUUGUGAUUCAUGCUUGUCUCAGAUUCAAAAUUUCUUCGCUUCAAAGAGACUUUCUUUAGAAAGGGUUUUCAGUUUCUACCGGAGAGCUAAAUUUGACCGUUACAAAGCUUGUUGAAAUCUCAUUUAACAGUAGAUCCAUGGAGACCUGGAAAGUUGAAUUUUACUCUUCAGUGUCCUUUCCCAGUAGUUUGAAUUUCUGAUAGGUUUCUGGUUUUGGUUAUUCAAUGUGACCUAAAUUUCAUCUUUUGGUUCCUUUUUGUUUAUGCGUAAAGAAAUGCUGGUGAAAGUGUAUAUGAGCGUUGUUUUUUACCUUUUAAAGUUAAUUCAUCUUGCUGUUUAUCGUGACUAUUUGGAGUUAUUUUGGGUUAUCAUGUUAAAUUUUUAUCUUGAGAAAUUAGCAUUUUGAGGCUUUAGGCUGUUAAGAAAAAGAAACUGGUGAAAUUACGCUGGCUUGUUGCACGGUGAUUAUAUGUAGAUAUAAAUGUUACUGUUAUUGGGAAAUUGAGUUUUUCGACUGCAUUCUCUAGAUGAAAUAGUAUGUUGAAUAAGUUAGGUUCUUUGUAUGUGAGGUAUAAAGUUCAAGCAUAAUAUGAUGAUACUGUUAUUGUUACUCAUAACUAGUUUGUGGAGUUGUGAUCUGCCGAAGAAGAAAUAAAAGUGUUGCUUUUCAUAUAUUUAGGAGAUAUAUUGUUGCUAUGAUUGAACCUUCUGGCUAUUCUAUGUCUAGAAUGUUGGGCAUUGACUGUUUUUGGUGAAGGUUACGGUGCAUUAGAAUUAUGAUGGAAAAUUGUUAAUGCAAUUCUCUUCUUGAUUUUUGCCUUGAUUCAAUUCCACAGUCCAAAUUAGGUGAAGGACGAUAGAGAGAAACAAAAAAAGAACCAUGUUGUGUUAUAUAUUUGAGUAUCAAAUGGUAACUGAUGAUAUCAAGCUCAAGAAACGGAUAGUUAAGUGUUUACUUAGGAUUUUAUUUUUCCAAUAUUCUGUAAGCCUUGUUAAGGGGCUCAUUAUUGUUAUUUAGUUCUUGGUAUAAGCAACGCAUGAUGCAAAUGAUUGGUUAGGUUUGCAGAGUGGAAAGCUCUCAUCUAUGACAACUGUUGUCUGGAUAGCAAAACGUAAGCAUGUCUGGUUCAUGCUUAUAGUUGAGGUCAGCCAUAAAACUUGUAGAACUCGGUAUGUGGUAUGUGUCUACCAUGGUCAAUGUUGUUUGGAUUAGCUUAAAAAAAAUGCUUGUUCAUGUUUUGACAGGUGUCAGCCAUUGAUGAAGUCUCUUUGGAUCAGUAAUUUUUGUUCUGUUGUCCUUGCAUAGCCAGUUCUCGGACAAAAAAACAGCUAUGCUUUUAUAUGUUCCACAUACCUGAAAUUGCUUAUGGGCAUCAAAAACUUGGUUCUGUUACCUCUGUCUUAAGGCAUGAAAGAGCCUUAGGCUGCAAAUUGUGAGUUUUGAUUGAAGUUUUGUCAUAUUCAUAAUCCUGUAUACCUAGGUGAGGAAGAAACAGGGAAGAAACGGAUUAAAGUGCAUAAGAAUUAUGGAGUGUAACAAAGACGAGGCAUUCAGGGCAAAGGAAAUUGCUGAAAGGAAGGUUAAAGAAAAGGACUAUGCUGGAGCUAAAAAGUUUGCUUUGAAGGCUCAAAAUUUGUAUCCUGGACUUGAUGGUAUUGGCCAGAUGUUGAUAACACUUGAUGUGUAUAUUUCUGCAGAGAAUCAAGUGAGUGGGGAGGCAGAUUGGUAUGGUGUGCUUGGUGUGAACCCAUCGGAUGAUGAUGAGGUUGUGAGAAAACAAUACAGAAAGCUGGCUCUGAUGCUUCACCCUGAUAAAAACAAGUCGGUAGGUGCAGAUGGUGCUUUUAAGGUUGUUUCUGAGGCCUGGAGCUUGUUAUCAGAUAAGAAUAAGAGAUUGGAGUAUAACAAGAAGAUAAAUUUUAGGGGAACACAGCAGAAAUAUCCUACACAAAGUGGGGUUUCAUCAAUGCCACCCAGGGCAAACAGCUCUCACAGUUCUAGUUCUAGCCUAACAUCAAAUGCUAGGACUCAGAACAGUAAUAGCCGAGUAGGUCAAACCUCAUUUACUUCUCCUAAUAAAAAACCUGCUACCUUUUGGACUGUUUGCAAUAGAUGCAAGACACAGUAUGAAUACCUCAGGAUUUAUCUGAAUCACACACUUCUAUGCCCUAAUUGUCAUGAGGCCUUUUUGGCUUUAGAAAAGGCGCCACCUCCAAAUGUUUACAGGUCAUCAAAUUGGUCUGGCCAACAGCAGGCUUCAGGGCAUCAUGCUGCAAAUAAUAAUCCAUUUAACUAUGGAACAAAUUCUUCUAGUUCUCAAAAUUCAGAACAUGAACAAUUGGCUGGUCAUGGUUCAUCUAAUAAUACAAGCUUCCAGUGGGGUUCUUUCUCUAAGGCAGCUGGUGUUAGUAGCACUGUUCCACCACCCUGCACCAGUGCUGAAGCUGCAAGUGUUGUUCGGAGGGCACAAGAGAGAGUGAAAAGGGAGCGUGAAGAAGCUCUUAAAGCGGAGAGACUCCUGAAAAAGAGAAAAGAUGAUAUUCGUGUUAAUGGUUUUGUUGGUAACAUGGCAACUCAAACAACAAUGGGAAAUGGACCCGGCUUGGGGAACACAUUUGAAGCUAGGGGUGUUUAUGAAAUAGGAAGUAUCUCUGGUAACCAUAACAAGCCCAUCAGUGAGAGAGAAUUAUCAUUGAUUGAAAUUCGAAACAUGCUGAUGCACAAGGCUCUGAGUGUGAUUUGUAAAAAGCUUAAGGAGUGGAGCUCAGUGACUGAAAAAAAAAAUGCUGACAAAGUUAAAGAGAAGGUCAGAGAGAAAGAAAAUAGGAAACAGAGGAGCAUGGCAAAUGGAGAUGGACGUGAUGCCAAUAAAGAAUUUCAGAGCAAGCUGUCUCUUCCUGCCUUUUCUGAUGACUUAGAUACGGGGAUUGCACCUAUAACAAUAAACGUUCCAGAUCCUGAUUUUCACAAUUUUGACUUGAAUCGAAGUGAAAGUUCAUUUGAAGAUGACCAGGUCUGGGCUGCAUACGACGAUGAUGAUGGGAUGCCCCGUUUCUAUGCUCGAAUUCACAAGGUGAUCUCCUUGAAGCCUUUUAAGAUGAAAAUUAGUUGGCUUAAUUCAAGAAGCAACAGCGAAUUUGGUUUGCUAGACUGGAUAGGCUCCGGUUUCUCCAAAACUUGUGGGGAGUUCAGAAGUGGCAGACAUGAAAUUAGUGAAACAUUAAAUUCUUUCUCCCACAAGGUUCAGUGGACAAAAGGCACUCGUGGAGUAAUUAGAAUAUUUCCUAGGAAGGGGGAUGUCUGGGCUCUUUACAGGAACUGGUCUCCUGAUUGGAAUGAACAUACGCCAGAUGAAGUUAUACACAAAUAUGACAUGGUGGAAGUGCUUGAUGAUUAUAAUGAGGAACAAGGAGUCUCUGUGGUCCCUCUAAUUAAGGUUAAUGGUUUUAGGACAGUUUUUCGUAAGCAUGUGGACCCCAAGGAAGUCAGGAAGAUUCUGAAAGAGGAGAUGUUUCGCUUUUCGCAUCAGGUGCCUAAUUACUUGCUUACAGGCCACGAAGCUCCUAAUGCUCCAAUGGGAUGUCGUGAGUUAGACCCAGCAGCCACCCCUUUAGAGCUACUUCAGGUAAUUAAUGAAGCCAGUGAAGCACCUGUGGAAGAUGAUUCUUGGAAAACUGAUAAAGAGACGCUAAAGAGUGCAAGAGAAGGUGAGGCAGAUGGACGGGAGGAGAGAAUUGAUCAAAAGCCCAGGAAGGAUAGUUUGUAGAGAAUAGCAAACAAGCUAAGGAUGAUUAACUGAUGGUGCUUGCCAAGAGAACCAUAAGAUGCUGAUGUGUAGAUGAUGCUGAAAAGGCUUAACAUAUUGAAUAUGGAGACUGCUGACUACACCAACAUGGUGAGUUUUGAUUUUGUAAGCUUGGUCCACACUGUAGAAAUUGCUUUUUUCUUUUGUUGUGCCAUGGUUGGAUCCAAGUGCGGUCCAUGUUUUUUUUUUUUUUUUUUUCUUUUAUAGUAAAGCUUAAUUUAAAAACUCAUGCUUGAUUAUACUCGAAAUUUAAAAGGAGUUGCUUCUGGAACUGUAUUCUUGAUGUUUGCAUAAGCGUUUUGGGUAUAUAUGUUGUCCUUGUGUGCGCAACCUUACUUUUGCCACACGCUCUGAGGGUCAAGUUGGAAAUGCAUACGAGCAU
Molecule: messenger RNA, 4340 nt
Organism: Durio zibethinus
Lineage: Eukaryota; Viridiplantae; Streptophyta; Magnoliopsida; Malvales; Malvaceae
Source: RefSeq, a predicted model, not a curated record